Molecule: messenger RNA, 6205 nt
Organism: Parasteatoda tepidariorum (common house spider)
Lineage: Eukaryota; Metazoa; Arthropoda; Arachnida; Araneae; Theridiidae
Biological process (GO): microtubule-based movement
Molecular function (GO): microtubule motor activity; microtubule binding; ATP binding
Source: RefSeq, a predicted model, not a curated record
CUAGAUGGCGCUAAACAGCCAUUACUAAAAUGGUGUGUUGCCAUAGCAAGCAAUAAAAAAGAUGAUCGCACGGACGGCGCAUUUCAACUCGUUUCGUUUUGAGAUCAAGCCAACGGCAGAUUCCGUUAGAUGCGGUUAUUCUUUGAAUCUAUUUCCUUUCUUAGUCUUUUAUCUUGCCGCUAUCUCUAAUUGUGAUUUUGUGAAUUGUCAUUCUUCUGGAGGUUUACUUUUUAAGAUAUCGUGGCAAUUAUCAGCUCUUCGAUCCAAUUUUUCCCUUCAGAUAAAUUUUCCAAACCGGCUAUAGAUUUCACGUGGUUUUAGAUUGAUCGGAAAUAUGUGACUUUUCGUCCGCGCAAAUUGAUUCUCUUAUCGAAAAUCAUUCAUUUAAAAUUAUCAGCAAAAGUUACUAUAACUUUGAUUUCGUCAUUCAUAUUUGCAAAAGAAAGGUGCCCGAUAUGCACUAAUGGACAUUGAAUAUGAAAUCAUUAAAGGCUGCUGAACUUGCAGUUAAAAUGGAGUUUAAAGGUUUAGUCGAAUAAAAAUUCGUAAAUUAAAUCGAAAUGAUUUAAUCAGGGUUCGUUAACUUUUAGCGAACUAUUAAGUGCAGAAAUCAAGUCAUGAAACUUAACACAUUUGGAUUACGUUUAGACAAAGAUUUUGUGACUUUGCUUUUCAAGGUGCUCGCUUGGAAUACAUUUGCACUAGAUAAUCGAUAAAGGAUGUCUAGGCAAAAUCGUGCUGCCCCACCGGCAUCUACAGCGUCAACAAGUGGGGCUACAGGUGGGGCAGGUACUGGUAUACCAGUACCUGUGGUGCAGCAGGCGCAACAGUACCUUGAAGAAAAUAUCAAAGCUUGGAUGGAGCCACCUCCAAAUACGCAACAAAGCAGAGAAGAAAUUUUGCCUCUUCCACUGGCCAAUCCAGCAGCUCCAGCCGAACCUCACAGUGCCUCAUACCAUCCCCACUCUAGCCACGCGAGAGUGCCAAGCACAAGUUCGUCCACAACUUCUGCAGCUGCACCAAAUAUAAGUCGCCAUGUGCCACCACGCGUGCCACCUCUGACGUCGCCAUCCAGCGGUUACAGUGAGCACAGUGACCCGUACUUUGCACUGAGUGCCCACGACAGAGCUUUGAUUCUGGCAUCUUCCAAGAAUUUCCCUCAUUCGCUCUCCUUCGGAGGAUGCUCACAGCAUUCUUUGUUGCAAGAGACGUCAUACAGCACCCCUUGUGGGAACGCAGCAUUUGGAAUUACACAGCCUUCAGCUGCUGCGUCCUUUUUUGCAAGGGCUGCCCAACGACUGAAUCUAUCGGCGAAAAAGAAGAAACGAGAUCCCGAGCGGCCGGUGUUUCGAACAAGCUUCAGGGAUGUCAUUAAGACGCAUCCACCGCCAGUACCCCCGGGACUACUCAGGAUAACUGGACGCAAAGAAGUGACCGGCGUGGGAAAGGUGAAAGUAAUGCUUCGAAUGUGUCCAUCAAGUGAGUCGGGGUCUGUUGAUGCUUCCUACAUGUCCAUGGACAGCAGGAAAAAGCAAGUAACGCUGUACGACCCCACCGUCUGCGGGCAGGAAACAUCGGGUGAAAGACACGCUGGCGUUGCUGCCCCAAAAAUGUUUGCAUUCGAUGCUGUUUUCUCCCCUGAUGACAAUCAAGCUGAGGUGUGUUCGAGCUCUCUUUGUGACGUCAUCAGUUCCGUCGUAGGUGGAUCUGACGGCUGUCUGUUCGUGUACGGCCACUCAAAGCUAGGUAAAACGAACACAAUGAUUGGGAAUAGCAAUUUAGCUCAAGAACUCGGUGUGAUACCAAGCGCCAUCUGGUGGUUGUUUCGUGCUAUCAACGAACACAAGCACAGGACGGGUGCUCGAUUCUCAGUACGUGUAUCAGCAGUCGAAGUGUCUGGAAAAGUUGAAGAAUUACGAGAUCUACUGGCAGACUAUGCAGCAGGUACUGAGGGGAGUGGAGCAUCCCCAGGGGUGUACUUGAGAGACGACCCCAUUUUCGGAUCCCAGCUCAUGAACCAGAGCGAGCUCAGAGCACCGACCGCUGAUAGAGCUGCCUUCCUGCUGGACGCUGCACUUGCUGCCCGGACGUCAGAAACAGAAGAAGAUGCUAGAAAUGCACAUUUUUUAUUCACUCUCCAUGUUUACCAAUACAGAGUAGAAAAAGGUGGACGCGGAGGUGUUGCUGGAGGUCGCAGUAGACUUCAUCUCUUUGAUCUGGGUAGCUGUGAAAAGACAAGCAAAUCCAGAGAAGGUGGAUCAAAUGGAUGUUUGUCAUUGUCAGCAUUAGGAAAUGUGAUCCUAGCACUAUUUAAUGGUCAGAAACACGUGCCUUACAAGGACAGCAAAUUGACGCAAUUGUUACGAGAAGCCAUGGGUAGCGUCAUGUGCAGGGUAGCUAUGAUUGCCCAUGUCUCAACAUCUCCAUCUCGUUAUCCUGAGACACUGGCAACUCUGCAACUAGCAUCAAGGAUUCAUAGGUUGCGAAGAAAGAAACUAAAGUUUGCCCCAACAUCCGAAUUAGGUCCUAUAGGGGAUGAGAAAGGUGUCUGUAGACCAUUUGUUCGAAUCCAUGCUGUUGGUGAGGACGGCGUUGUUAAAUCUGGCAGCAGUGAUCCAGAUUAUACAUCAAGCAGUGAACAAUCAUGUGAAACUGUGAUUUUUGUCGGUUCCGCUCGAAAUAGCCCCCUUUCAGGGGGUAUCUGUGAUAGACGUGGCAACCAGCCUAUAUCUCCUCUAGCCAAAGAAACUCAAAACACAUCCACAAGUUCACCUGGUACAUCUUCGCGAAAACAACUUACUAAAUUACACUUGCCAAGUCACAACUUGGAAAAAACCGUGGCUGGUGGGGUAAGUGGUAACACUGCUUCAACGAGUAAAGAUCCAAAAAGUGAACAUUCUCUUAAAAGUGCCUUAAAUGAAUCAGUAAAAAGCAGCUGUGCUGCAUCCCCAAAGAAAAAAUCCGUGUCUUCUUCACCUUAUGCUUCACCAAAACACAAGUCCAGUGACACUGAUAGCCCUAAAUUAUCCUCAAAAAUCAGCAAGUACGUCAUGAUGGAUUUCAGUGCCGAUGGUAAGAAGAGCAAAGGUUCGACAGACUCUUUAAAUAAAAGCUCAUCUAGCCGAAUUUCAAAACCUACCAUUCCAGAAGUGCAUCAGAAAUCUGUACCGGUGCAUGCAAGUACUUUGACUGGGAGUCCUCAAUCUCAGCGCAAAUCAAAACGCUCACACAAACAAGAUGCUACUGCGCAGCAACAAUUGUACAUGCAGCAGCAGCAAAUUCAGGCCGAAAAUGCCAUGAAGUUACUUAUGAAAGAACCUAAACCUACAAGUGAUGAAACGUGGAUAGAUGGACCGAGAUUUACGAAGCCAAAGUUUGAUUCUAGAACACUUCACCAGCUACAGAAAGAAAAAUGGGUAGAUGGACCUGGAAUGUAUGGUUAUAUGGAUGUCCAAAAAGAAACUAUGAUCAGAAAAUGGGUUGAAGAUCAUUCAAGAGUCAUGCCGGAGUCCGAGUCAAGAAAAGAAGUAUGGAUUGAUCGGCCUCCAGGUAGAUCUGAAAAGACAAAGCAUGGCAGCCCGCAUCUAUCGGAGAAGCACAGAAAGACCAAAGCAAGUGAACCCAUUUUACAUGGCUCGCAUACUGAUAUUGAUAAGCAUCAUUAUGCCAAACCAUCGUCGUUAGCUCUAAAAGAUUCUCAUACUUCUGAUAUGAAGAAGGAAUUGCCUCAAAAAGAAGAGGUCGAGGCUAAGAAAAAUAAGCUUGGUUCACAAAUUGUUUCCGAUUUAGAAAAUUCUAUCAAUGGCAAUCUAAGUGAGCUGAUUGGACAUACGGACCAUGGCAGCUCACUAUCUUCCUCAAGUUCAGUUGAUUUCAACGAAAACAAUAGCGAAGAUAGAGGCCAAUAUUCUUUAUCUGAAGAUAAUAUAUCGCUUUCGAACACUAACAUUGAAGAUAAGGAUGGUUGCUUGUACCUUAAUGAUAAUUUAACGGAAAACGUUGCAAUGGCUGACUCCAGUAUACAAGUUACUGAAGAAGACAUCUUCAAAAGUUGUGGUUGGCCGAAAGAAAGUAUGGUUGACAAUCAUCACUUCAGCGACACAGACAGCUUUGAAGGCAUUGAACAUCCGUUGCAUGCAUUAAGUGCUGACGACUUAAAUCUGGCUUCUUCAUUUACAGACUCUAGAGCUGUAAGUGUUGACUUUGAUAGUCAAAGUGUUCCAGAAGGCUGGGCUACAGAUAGUCAUAAUUUAGAUGAAAAUCUGACGUGGAACUUGUUGAGAGAAGGACCACUUCCUCAUGCUUCACGUUUAGGACAAACAAAAAACCAAAACUCUAACGAUGAUUUAAGAACUAAAAAUAAUAUGUUAGCUUCUAAACUAGAGAGAUUAGCAAAUCUUAGAAAAAUGAUAGAGAAAACUUCUAGCAAUCAAGAAAUAUGGAAAGCUCCCCUAACGCAUCAAGUACUUAGUAAUUUUUAUGGUGCUGAUAAUCGCUUUCCAUUUGUGACAAAACUUCACCAUAGUGCAGACUCAAGCUUAGAAGAACUUAGAGAAAACGAUGUAAAUAGUAUACAAAGUGAACCAGCUGAAUUAGACAUUGAAAAUUUUGAUUUUCAGUUUAACGUUAAGCCAAUGAAUGGACUUCGAUUAGAAGCUUUUUAUAAUAAAAUACAAAAAGUUCCUCUUUUCCCAGACUGCAUUUCUCAGUUUGGGAAACCAACACAAAUUGUUCCUCCUACAGUUAAACAAACAAAGUAUGUAAAAAUUCCAGUUGAAGAGUUUAACUCCCUAAAGUCUUUGGAGAGAGAGACUUUGGCAAGAAAAAAUAACGAAAGCCCGCCAAUCAUACCUAAGCACAGAUGGAGUACGUCAUCUGGGAGAUUAGACGAUCAUAAAGAAUCUUCUGAUUCACAUGCUGUAAAAAGUAACCCAGCUGAUGUCCUCAUCAGGACAUCAAGAGAAAACAUUGCAUCUACCGAAAGAUGUGUUUCAAAAAGUGUUUCAGAUUCAAUACAAAACAAUGUGUCCACUUCUUCAGAGAAAAUACAUUCCUUAACCGAAAUUAUCCAAGAACAAAGGUGCCGUGUGUAUAGUGAGGGUCCAUCUUUGAGCCCCGUACCAUUUCAUUCCACAAAAUACUUUUCUCAAAGGACUUCUAAAUCUAAAAUUAUCUCGGAGCAAUCUACUUACAUCGGAAAAUCAACUGAGAUGCUGGAACAAAGGCACGAGUUUGCUCUAGUUAAGCAACACCAACGGAAAAAAGGUAGUCCUAAACUACCUCCUCGAGGUUUGCUUAACCAUCGAGGUAGUCCCAGUAAACAAAGUAAACAACAUGUGCAAUGUAGUUCAAACAAUGGUGCGGAGGCAGUUGGUGGACCUUAUGCUUCGGGGGAGUCUCCUGACGGACAAAAAUCGCAAAUUCUCAUUCGAAGUACAUCAACACCUACAAACCCAGUCAGCAACAACAUUCCGUCAACGCGAUCAGACGCUAUAGUGUGUGCUGAAUCUUACUCAUACUUGUCAGGAGCUCCAUCUGUUGUUACAACUUCCCUAACACCAACUAGUGCGCUUUCAAAAAAGGAAGCUAAAUGGGCUGCUAGGCAUUCUAGCAGUGGCCAUGGAAGUGACAGUAGCGUUAUUAGUGCGGACAUUAAGGAAACUAAAGAGCUAUUAGGAAAACUGGCCAAAACUCCUCAGUUUUCCGGAACGAGUAGUGGUUAUGAAAGCAUGCCCCGUGAUAGUGAAGGUACCCCAUUGUCUUCGUCUAGUCAAGAAUCCGGGAGUGAAGUUGGGAAUAGGAAAGAAGCUAGAGGACGGAAAGGAACGCGGAAAAAAACUCAGGGUUCAAGCAAAAGAAGCCGUUCUGUUCCAGCUAGACCUCCCGUAACAGGCAGUCCUACCUGGCAUCAGCAGCAACAACAACAGCAGCAACUACUACCAAUCACGAGGCAACAAAUGCGGGGUCGACUGGUUCGAGACCUGCACGAUCCUUCCUUGUGGAAAUCAGAAGAGGAUGUAUGCUGUACGAGUCUGUUAUGUUGUCGAUUAUUGGACUUUUAUGGCAACUAAUAUCUACCUCUUCGAAUGAUAGACUUUAAGAUCGAAGAUCGCGUGUUUUCUGCAACUGAUUCAACAAAAGGAACGCGUGCAUGAAUGAAAUAGAAUAAAUUUUAAUGCUUUUAUGAACAAUAAAAAUUUUUAAU